Esox lucius (northern pike) is the source of this 842-nucleotide messenger RNA. RefSeq lists its product as uncharacterized. The transcript has 2 exons. The record is from RefSeq and is a predicted model, not a curated record. Bases 6 to 635 code for a protein of 209 amino acids. NCBI's taxonomy places the organism in Eukaryota, Metazoa, Chordata, Actinopteri, Esociformes, Esocidae.
UGUCCAUGCUCUCAGCUAGUGGAUGUCUGUUGUCUCAGGUGUCCAUGCUCUCAGCUAGUGGAUGUCUGUUGUCUCAGGUGUCCAUGCUCUCAGCUAGUGGAUGUCUGUUGUCUCAGGUGUCCAUGCUCUCAGCUAGUGGAAGUCUGUUGUCUCAGGUGUCCAUGCUCUCAGCUAGUGGAUGUCUGUUGUCUCAGGUGUCCAUGCUCUCAGCUAGUGGAUGUCUGUUGUCUCAGGUGUCCAUGCUCUCAGCUAGUGGAUGUCUGUUGUCUCAGGUGUCCAUGCUCUCAGCUAGUGGAAGUCUGUUGUCUCAGGUGUCCAUGCUCUCAGCUAGUGGAUGUCUGUUGUCUCAGGUGUCCAUGCUCUCAGCUAGUGGAUGUCUGUUGUCUCAGGUGUCCAUGCUCUCAGCUAGUGGAUGUCUGUUGUCUCAGGUGUCCAUGCUCUCAGCUAGUGGAUGUCUGUUGUCUCAGGUGUCCAUGCUCUCAGCUAGUGGAUGUCUGUUGUCUCAGGUGUCCAUGCUCUCAGCUAGUGGAAGUCUGUUGUCUCAGGUGUCCAUGCUCUCAGCUAGUGGAUGUCUGUUGUCUCAGGUGUCUCAGGUGCCCAUGCUCUCCAGGGAUCAGGUAUCUUGCUAUGUGUGACACUAGUGCUGUGCAGAGAUCACAAUUCUAAAUCCUCUGGGUUAUUUGCACUAUUAUACAGUAGGCAUUUCAAAUGAUGAUGACAUGUUUUGGUUACUGGAGUUUAGCUCAUAGAGACAGGGACAUAAUGUACUGGAGGAUGACUUAAAAUGCGUCUUUUAAUGCUGUUUUAAAAUUAGACAAAAUGUCUCUAUUAUGACAGAUUUU